AUGUCGUCCUCCGUCCACCGCGCGCGGCGCAAGUACACGGCGGCGCUGCUGUCGCCGUCCCCUCUCCAUCACCUGCUUGUCCCGGGCCAGUUCGCGGCGCAGCUCGGCGGCGAGGAGGGCAUGGCCAUGGGGGAUGGCAGGGCGGUGGUGGUGCUGCUGGUGAGCCCGCUCGGUAAGGUCUGGCGCGCGGAGCUGCGCCGUGCGGGCGGAGCUGGCGGGGGGUCGUCGUGGCAGCUCGGCGGUGCCUGGGCUGAGUUCGCAGCCGCGCACGGGAUCGGCGCCGGGUGGAGCGUGGUGUUCAGACUGGAGCGGCCCGGGGUGGCCACGGUUAGGGCGUUCGACGCGGCCGGCUGCCUCGCGCGGUUCUGCACGCCUCACGCUGGCAAGAACAGGCCCCGGUUCAUGAGAGUGCUUCACACGGAAGACCUGGAAAAGAUGAAAAUUCCUGACAAAUUCGUGCAAGAACACCUGACGGGAAGUUGUUCAAGCACGCAGAAGGCCAUGGUUUUCAGCCCUCUCGGCAAGUUCUGGCAUGUUGAACUAGACCGCGAACGGGUACUCGAAGGAGUAUGGAGCAGCAGCUGCGACAUGACUGAUGACUUGAUAGUGAUAGGUCCAAGCACCGUGCCGCAACAAGGUGAUAAAGAGCUUGGUGUUUCACCUGUCAAGAAGAAAAAGAAGACCAGGAAUGAGAGUACCCGUGUGGAUGUAUAUCACGGAAAACCAAAUCUUUCCCCAAUUUCUGCUAAGAAGGCUGUAUCGCAUAAGAAACUUGUCUGCACCAUGCCUUGUCAUUCACUCACAAAGCGGGUUACUGGCUUUGAUCUUACGCGCCUAUUUGUGAGCACUUAUGAUUCCUGCAACUGUGUUUAG
This is a messenger RNA of Miscanthus lutarioriparius, 873 nucleotides long. Lineage: Eukaryota; Viridiplantae; Streptophyta; Magnoliopsida; Poales; Poaceae. The record is from the annotation of a GenBank genome assembly.